Molecule: messenger RNA, 2142 nt
Organism: Acaromyces ingoldii
Lineage: Eukaryota; Fungi; Basidiomycota; Exobasidiomycetes; Exobasidiales; Cryptobasidiaceae
Product: cysteine proteinase
Exons: 4
Coding region: 14-2041 (675 amino acids)
Biological process (GO): spliceosomal complex assembly; protein deubiquitination; mRNA processing
Molecular function (GO): zinc ion binding; cysteine-type deubiquitinase activity
Source: RefSeq, a predicted model, not a curated record
UCUACCGUCGACGAUGCCGCCUCGAAAGACGAGAGCGGCCGCCGCAGCUGCAGCUGCUCCCACAGAGGAAGCACCGGUCAAGGCCACGAAUGGUGUAGCGGAUGCAGAUGGGAAGAAGAGAGAGGCAGGGCAGCUAGAAGAGGAGGAUGGGCCAGCUGCGAAGAGGUCGAGGAUAGACGGGAAGGCUGCGCCUCAACCACCGGCCCCGGCGAACAACGAGGUUCCACCACCUCCAGAAGGCGAGGCCCCUCCCCCACCACCACCGCCCACAGAGGAUGUGCCUCCACCGCCAGACGCAGAAGAGCCUCCGCCGCCGCCACCGCCGGUAGAGGAUCUCGCCCCACCUCCUCCUCCACCCGAGGCGACAGAGGAACAGCGAUUGCAGGCUGAAGCAGACCAGGAGAAAGACGAUGAGGAGAUCGGGGGUGCAGAUUACUGGGAGAGAAUAGCGAGAGAGGAGCAGGAGGCAGCGGAGAAGAAGGAGAAAGGCAAGAAAAAGGGUACCACAGAUCUCUACCUGGACACGAUCAACCGGUCCCUCCUUGACUUUGACUUUGAAAAGCUGUGCAGCGUCUCGCUUUCCAACAUCAACAUCUAUGCUUGCCUCGUCUGCGGCAAGUACUACCAGGGCCGCGGACCAAACUCGUUUGCCUACUACCACGCCAUCAAUGACGGCCAUCGUGUCUUUAUGAACCUCGAGUCGUCGGAUGUCUAUGUGCUGCCGGACAACUACAAGGUCAAUGAUCCAUCGCUUUUCGACAUCAAGUACCUCCUCUUGCCUACCUACGCCGACCAGCAGAUCCGCCAACUCGAUGCGCCGGACCUGUCCCCCUCGCUGGAUCUGCAUGCGCAGCCUUACCUGCCGGGCUGUGUAGGCCUCAACAACAUCGGCGCAAAUGACUAUAUGAACGUCGUCAUUCAAGCACUAGCCCACGUCCGGCCCCUGCGCAAUUUCUUCCUGCGCGGCGGGCCACCUGGAUCGGAUGGAGCGGGCAAAACAAUAGCACAGUCGCCCGCGAUCCAAAACACUUCAGAGCUCGUUCGGCGCUUUGCUGCCCUCGUUCGCAAGAUCUGGAAUCCGCGAGCUUUUAAGGCCCAGGUCUCACCGCACGAGUUUCUGCAGGAGGUGGUCAAUGCCAGUAAAGGACGCUUCAGCAUCACCAAGCAGGGCGAUCCCGUCGAGUUCCUCGGCUGGCUCCUCAAUCGAUUGCACACCGACAUGGGUGGCAGCAGAAAGAAGCGGAGCAUCAUCUCCGACUGCUUCCAGGGCGAGAUUCGCAUCGAGAGCCAGAAGGUCUUUGUCCGAUCAGGCAUCGAGCUGGAUGACCUGGACGAGGAGGCAAAGGACAAGCUCGACAGCGAUGGGAGAAAGGAGGGAGGGCAGGAGGAUGAGCUGGGCAAUGCCAAGUUCAACAUCGAUCGAGAGGUCCAAGUGACCCGAUCGCCUUUCUUCCUCCUGACAAUCGACCUGCCCACACCGCCGGUGUUCCAGGACUCGAUUGAAAAGAACAUCAUCCCGCAGGUCCCCAUCGGCCAGGUCCUCGCCAAGUACGACGGCAUCUCCUUCCAAGAGGCCCGUGGUCAGAUCAAGCGCUUCAAGUGUGUCAAGCUUCCUCCCUUUGUCGUGCUGCACUUUAGGCGCUUCACAAAGAACAAUUUUGUCGAGGAGCGCAACCCGACGAUCGUCAAUUUCCCCGUCAAAGGACUCGUCAUGGAUGAUUAUAUCGAUGACCCGGCAAUGAAGCCGCUCAGCGCGACGUACGAUCUCGUCUCCAACAUCACGCACGAGGCCAUUGCCGGCACGGUGCGCGAAGGCUCCGUCUGGCGCUCGCAGGUGCACACAUACUCGGACGGAGGCCGGCCCUCGUCUUCGUCAAAGGCGUUGCAGUCGACGAGGGACGAAGAAUGGUUCAGCAUCCAGGACCUGCUCGUGGAAAAGAUUGAUCGGCAGCUGCUCUUCCUCGGCGAGACGUACGUCCAGAUCUGGGCAAAGAGGCCCACGUCCGCUGCAGCGGCGUCGACGUCGACGACGUCGAAGUAGCAACACUGAACUAGGGCUUGCUUGCUUGCUUGCUUGCUUGCCGUGUACAAUACAAUACAACAUUUCAAAAGGGGAUAUUGCUGAGCGUAAACAACAAGCAG